Lycium barbarum (goji berry) is the source of this 680-nucleotide messenger RNA. Its product is annotated as cysteine proteinase inhibitor B-like. The record is from RefSeq and is a predicted model, not a curated record. The transcript has a single exon. Gene Ontology annotation, molecular function: cysteine-type endopeptidase inhibitor activity. NCBI's taxonomy places the organism in Eukaryota, Viridiplantae, Streptophyta, Magnoliopsida, Solanales, Solanaceae. The coding region runs from base 43 to 429 and encodes 128 amino acids.
CCUUACUCUUCUCAUAAAAUAAAAAAACCACCAAACUUUACAAUGGCAAAAAUCACAAAAAUCCUCUCUUUAAUCCUUCUUUUCUUUAUCUUCACCAUAUUUUCAUCAACCCCAUCAAAUGCACUAGGUGGAAAAACACAAAUAAAAGAUGUGAAAACAAAUAAGGAAAUUCAAGAUUUGGGAAAAUACUGUGUUGAAGAGCACAACAGAAGUUUGCAGAAAAAGAAUAAUAAUGGAUUGUUGAGUUUCUCUCAAGUUGUUGAAGCGGAAAAACAAGUUGUAUCUGGUAUUAAAUAUUACCUUAAAAUAUCAGCAACUACUUCAUCUGGUGCUCCUAAAAUGUUUGAUGCUGUUUUGGUUGUUAAAGCUUGGGAAAAGAAGAAACAAUUGCUCAAUUUUUCACCUUCACCUUCUCCUGCUACUAAGUGAUAGUUAGUGUGGCUAAAAGUUAAAUCUGCUACUAAGUGAUAGUGGUUAGAAGUUAAAACUACUACUAAUAAGUAAUAGUGGUUAGAAGUUAAAACCACUGGUGCUAAUGCUUAAUCUAAUUUUGAGUCUUUUUGUCUUGGGGGAUCCUUUAUUUCAUAGCCUUUUCUUGUAACUUAUAUUGGGUGACUUGUUGUAAUGUGAUGCAGUAAUCAACGUUGAUUAAUAUGUUAUAGAUUAGUUACAUGGUAGUA